Molecule: messenger RNA, 1310 nt
Organism: Pelagomonas calceolata
Lineage: Eukaryota; Pelagophyceae; Pelagomonadales; Pelagomonadaceae
Source: the annotation of a GenBank genome assembly
ACAGCGGAUAGGUACCUGCUGUGCAGGCUAGUACUACAAGAAGAUGCCCUGUCUAUCGACCGAAUGCACUCAUAGCGAAGGAAAGGAUGAGCGAAGAAGCUCACGAAUAUUCCUCUGCAACAAUCACCGGCACGCAAUAGCGCUACAGUUGCGCAAGCGUGGCUGGAAACAUACACAUCAUUUUUGUGAGGCGACUGUGGUUCUAGCAACAGAACGCCCCCCCCCUGCCGCCCCGCGAGUACACCAGUGGGUCUGGCUGGCAAUAUGCCCCCCGUUAACAUGUAAGGCACAUCUGUUUGAACGGCUGGAGCAGUUAGCGUUGAGGAGCAACAUAAGACGAAGAUGGCCUGAGACAUGGAUCCUUCGGAGCAAUGGAGCCGUAACAGCAUGGAGAGCGGAAUCUAUAAUCAGUUAUACGCUGCCUACCACAACCCACUUUUUCGUGAAACACCCGCGUACCAGCGGGGGCACUGGCACAUUUCCAGCGGGCAAUGUUGAAGCGGCACGCAUAUUCGCCAAAGUGCUCAUGGUUGCUUGUCACGCAGUUGUAAUCCAGCGUGCCGUGGAUCCAGCAAUACUCCCGAUUGGCCCAUCGAUAUUUGAGCUUCGCGUGUGGGCUUUGCUUCGAAGGACGGACUGUUGGCUGUUUGAAUGCCACCGUGCAAAGACCGCAGUUUCAGGGCUUAUGAAUAGGAAAGUUCAAAGGGAUCUAGACGCUUUUGGUCGGUUCUAUACCUCAAAUAUUGCAUCAGAGGCGACUGUUCGAGACGCUCUUGAGGGAAAUACGUUUGACACACGAACGAAACCAGACAUCGCAGCGGUUGUCGGGCUCGUUCACGACGCCAUCUGGUACGACCUUCCUUACGGCACACUUGCAUUUGUCGGUUUUGACUUCAUUGUUGACCAUAGGGCGCGUGCUUGGCUCAUAGAGGCCAACGUCAAGCCACCGCUGAGGUAUGCGGACCUCGCUGCUCAGUUUCCAAGUGAACUCGUGAGGAGUUUGGCUGACUGUGCCAUCUUGGAUCUCGCCAGAAUUUUCGAGGGUAAAUCACGCCCGAACCACCUCGGCCCAGCCUGGAUCAAGCUCCAAGUUUCAGCAGCGGCGCCGUGACAAUAGGUUCUGCAGUGCCUCAAAGUGUGCUUCAGCUAGGUUCAGAGUGGCCCCGGGCCCGCACCCACCUAGGCGAAGCAUGUGCGGAAUCAUGAACUUCCCGCGCCCGCAACGUUGGCCACUGGCUCCUCCGAGUCUGUUGGGUCCACGUCCAACUCCCCCAGCGGGACCUCCUCAGCUCGCCGACGGCGGCCCCCGC